GUUAAAAUGCUGCAUUUAGAGUUGUCCAAAUACAAAUUUUUUAUUGAUACACCAUAUUUGUAAAAAAAAAUUUGUUGUUGGAGGUUUCCACAAUCUUGUCAGCUAGAAACAGAUGUAUCAAGCUUCAGGUUAUUAGCAAGCAUAAGCUUCUUGCAUGAUAAUGAACUGCAAAAAUCGUUGACGUAUAAAGCAAGCAAUACGGGACCAAAUUGUAACCCUGAGGUACACCACUACUUGACAUAUGUUUGUCAGAACUAACUCCAUUAUAGAAUAAAUAUAGAGUUCUCAAGUCUAGAUAAGACCUGAGAAGAUCCACGUAAGUUCUGUUGAUUCCCAUGUAUUCAGUGUUUUAUCAAAGUAUGUCAAUUUUGUCAAAGGCUUUUGUAAAAUCAGUAUACAUGACAUGAACUUGCCCCCAAAAUGAAACAGCAACAAGAGAUUACCUAAUGUAACGCUUCAAACUUAUGCUGUGGUUUUCAUGCUGGUAGUCCCGGGCUUUGCGAUGCAAAAAGUAUAGUGAUGACUUCGCGAUUUCGACAUGGUACAGGAACGAUCAGGCUGUUCUCGCAACACAACAGUAGCGGAGAAAAAAAAAUAACUGCACUAUAAUCUGGAUGACAGAUACAACAAGACUUACUGUCGUUGAAAAUUGUACUUGAAAAAUGCCACAUCGGUGGCCGAUAUGUCGUCAGUCAAAGGUAAUUCAAGCAUACUCGUAUACGGCGUCCAGUCCUAAGUCAAUACUUGUAGCAUAUUUUGAUUAUUGUUUUCAGUAAUGAAUUCUAUUCUACAGGGAAAGGUUCAAUAACCAUUCAGAUGCCAUUUUCAUAUAAUAGAUGUUUGGAUCAAGAUAGCAUUCAAUAGGCAGUGGCAUAACGAAUUAGUUAAAAAUAAUCAGGAGCCUCUGAAACGUCAAAAAACAAAGUCUGAGCGAUUCCUAUUUUUUUCUUUUGCGUGAAAAUUUCCUAGAAGCCGAGCGGUGGAAAUUCUUCCAAAAUGUGAGUGACUCUCCAAGUGUACGUGUAUGUUCAAAGUAACCCUGAGCAAUAUAGUGAGCUAGUGCACUUUAUUCUCAAAUUGAUAUAGGUAUUAAAAUCUAGAACAAUGACUGUAACAACCACAAAGGCGUCAGAAAACAUCGAAUCGUAUAUAAGCCUAAUUUCCCAUGAACCGCCAGAAGAUUUGAAAGUUGAGAAGAAAAACGCACAACCGAAAGAUGGGAAAUACAAAUUCUUAUUUUGGGAAUUCGAAACACCAGUAAUAUGGGGAAAUGUGAUACUGAUAACAAUAUUCCAUAUCAUUGCUGUUUACGCCCUGUUUGAACAUUUUAUUGUUAUCAGAACGCCAGGAAUAAUUUUAUAUUGUCUUAUUCUUGGCGGAAUAUGUGGAUUUGGAAUAACUGCUGGGGCCCACAGGUACUGGACUCAUCGUUCUUACAAAGCCAAACUUCCAUUGAGGGUGAUACUUUUGAUUUGCUAUAGCUGCGCUGGACAGAACUCUAUAGUACAGUGGGUGCGAGAUCACAGAGUCCACCACAAGUUCAGUGAAACCGAUGCGGAUCCUCACAAUUCGAACAGAGGAUUCUUCUUCUCUCAUGUGGGUUGGUUGAUGACGAAGAAGCAUCCUGAGGUUCUAAGCAAAGGAAAAACGAUUGACUGUAGUGAUCUGCUGGAAGAUCCGCUCGUUGCAUUCCAUGAAAGGCACUUCAUGUUGUUCAAGAUUCUAUGCUGCUUCAUAGUACCAACAAUCAUACCUCCUUUCCUAUAUGGCGAGACGUGGUAUACAAGUAUUAUGGGAGUAUGCUUUGUUAGAUACGUAGUUUCACUCAACUCCACUUGGGCUGUGAACAGUUUUGCACAUUUCUAUGGGAACAAGCCUUACGAUAAACGUAUCCGUCCAGUAGAAAAUACUGGAGUUUCCCUCUUCGCGAUGGGAGAGGGUUACCACAACUACCACCAUACCUUCCCAUGGGACUACAGAGCAGCGGAACUUGGUAUGGCGUUGAACAUCACUACUCUGUGGCUGGACUUUUUCGGCAAAAUUGGCUGGGCGUAUGACUUAAAAGUUGGGUCGGAUGAAUUGAAGGAGUCCAUGAUCAUGAACCAUGGGGAUGGUACAUACCACAAGAAAAUAGAAGAUACUAAGAGUGAAUAAAAUAUGUAUAAAUUUAAACAUUUCUUGUAAUAUAUACGUAUCUAGUGUCA
Molecule: messenger RNA, 2204 nt
Organism: Acanthoscelides obtectus
Lineage: Eukaryota; Metazoa; Arthropoda; Insecta; Coleoptera; Chrysomelidae
Source: the annotation of a GenBank genome assembly